AUGACCAGGCACUUGGGUCGGGCAGAUAGAACGGGUAAUGGGUCAAGUAGUUUGGGCGGGCAGAUAGAACAGCAACAAGAAGUUGCAGUCGAGAUGGAGAAGAAAACAGAAGAGAUGGUGAUGCUUAUGUUAAACAUUUUACACUUCAAGAACUGUCACCCUUUACAGUAUGUUAAACCUAAGAACUGCUCUUGGGUCUGGACUAGUAUCUGCGUUGGUAUUGAAAUUCUUAAGAAACACUCAAUGUGGGAAGUUAGGAAUGGUUUAAAUAUUCAUGCUUUUAGAGGUAAUUGGAUCCAUGAUAUGUCUGAGCCUAUGUGUCGUAACUACCCUAAUCUUGACCAUAUGGUUUGUGAUUUUAUUGACACCCCUACUAGAUCUUGGAAUCGUGAGUUAGUCGAAGAUUUUUUCACCACUGAUAAUUGCAAUAAAAUUCUUAAUACUAGAAUCCCAUUUUCAGGAUCUGAUAGACUUAUCUGGCCUCAUACCAAAUCUGGCACUUUUUCGGUAAAGUCCUGUUAUCAUAUCAUUUCUAGGAGAGCUGAUACUAGUACUAGUUUGAUAGUUAAUGAUCCAAUUUAUAAGACCAUUUGUGGGUUGCCUGUUAUUCCUAAAGUUCAGUUAUUUUUGUGGGAAUGCUGUGAAAAUAUCAUUCCCUCUAAAUAUAGAGUUGGUAGAUAUAAUGCUAAUCACAACCUUAUCUGUAGCAUGUGCCAAGCUAAUGUAACUGAAACAGCUGAACAUAUUAUUCUGCAUUGUGAUUUUGCUGUCUCUUUGUGGAACUCAGUUCCAUGGGGUACACAUAUUCUGCAAUCUCGUAAUACUACUAUCACUACUAAUACCUGGUUAAAGACAUUCUGGAUAUAUAGUACACUAUCAAUGAAUCAAAAAUGUACUAUUAUCACUACUCCUUGGUAUAUUUGGAGGGAUAAAUAUAUGCUUGUUUUUCAAAACCAAAGUCUGAACAAAGAUUCCACUGCCAGUAUAAGAAUUGAUAUUGUGGUUACUGAUAUAACAGGCACCUACAAGGGUUGUAAAAUUCAUCCAGCAAUAACCAGAGAUGCUGAGGAAGCUGAAAACUUAGCAAUCUGGAGUUUCAAUUCGCUGGCUGAUAAAGCAGCCAAGCAUUGUGGACAGAACAGAGUAUCAGGUGUAUGGCAGUUUGAUCAGCCUUAUUUCGUUACUCAAAACUCUGUUAUUUGA
Messenger RNA from Papaver somniferum (opium poppy), 1203 nucleotides. RefSeq lists its product as uncharacterized. Lineage: Eukaryota; Viridiplantae; Streptophyta; Magnoliopsida; Ranunculales; Papaveraceae. The record is from RefSeq and is a predicted model, not a curated record. The coding region runs from base 1 to 1203 and encodes 400 amino acids. The transcript has 5 exons.